Molecule: messenger RNA, 867 nt
Organism: Gloeophyllum trabeum ATCC 11539
Lineage: Eukaryota; Fungi; Basidiomycota; Agaricomycetes; Gloeophyllales; Gloeophyllaceae
Product: Pkinase-domain-containing protein
Exons: 2
Biological process (GO): autophagy; peptidyl-serine phosphorylation
Cellular component (GO): cytoplasm
Molecular function (GO): protein serine/threonine kinase activity; ATP binding
Source: RefSeq, a predicted model, not a curated record
AUGGUCAACGCAAGUGCUUCGCUGCCUGACUUUACCGGCAAGACCAUCGACGGCGGUCGCAUCAAACUUCUGGAAGUAAUCGGCACGGGUGCCUACGGCGUUGUCUACGGUGCCCUCGACACACGACCUUCCGUGCGCCCCGGAGGCAAACGAUACGCGGUCAAGUGUCUCCAACGCGACCUCCCUCCCAAGCAAAGACGCUUCCAGGCGCGCGAAUUAGCUCUACACGCCGUGGCCUCCGACCAUCCGAACGUCCUCACCCUCCACGGCGUCAUCGAAGAAGAGCACUAUGUCUACCUGGUUCUGGAUCUUUGCCCUGGCGGUGAUCUCUUCGGCGCUAUCACUGAACGACACGUUUAUCACCGGAACGACGCGCUACUUAAGAAGGCUUUCCUGCAGCUGCUCGACGCAGUUCAAUGGUGUCAUGAUAGAGGUAUCUUCCAUCGCGACCUCAAGCCUGAAAAUAUUCUCUGUUCAGAAGACGGUAGCCGGCUCUACUUAUCGGACUUUGGACUCGCCACAAAAGAGCCUGUCAGUCGCGACUUUGGAUGCGGCAGCUCAUAUUACAUGAGCCCCGAAUGCAUAGGAAAGGAGUUCGAUCUGGGUGCCUAUUCGACUAGGCACAGCGACAUCUGGUCCCUAGGCAUCAUCCUCACCAACAUGAUUACCGGAAGAAACCCCUGGCGAUGGGCCACCACGGACGACGAGUGCUUCAGCGCCUACCUCCACAACCGUGACUUUCUACAGGAAAUGCUACCGAUAUCCAAGGGCACGAACCGGAUUCUCCGGCGGAUCUUCACGCUCAACCCGCACUCCCGCAUAACCAUCCCUGACCUCAGGGAAGCGGUACUGAAGAUGGACAGCUUC